AUGACCAACUGCAUCCACACGACACCACCUUCGUUGCCUUUAGAUUGCCUCGAGGAAAUCUUAGGGUAUCUUACAGAAGAUCGAAACACACUUUAUUCAUGUAUCCUUUCCACUCGUCUAUUUUGUAAACUAUCGAUACCUUUGCUAUGGCUUCACCCUUUUAGGGUGAAGCCCACUCACAGUAAAUCACACACUAUCAUCCAAGUAUUAUUAUCUUCUCUACCCGAGGUGGAUAGACAACAAUUGAUCAAAGAGGGAAUCAAAUUGCCAGCAAAUUUACCCGAACCUUUAUUCGAAUAUCCAAAAUACAUUCAGGGGUUGGAUACCGGACACUUUCAGAUGACAAUCUAUCAAUGGAUGAAUGCUUAUAAUAAAUUUAACAAACUAAAUAGAUCUUACUUUAUUGGCUUCAUGGGAAACAUCAUUGGGAACCAUUUAUUUGGCAUAUCACGUGGCAUAAAAACCUUAAUCCUAAACUAUGAUGUUGAAUACAGCAUCGAAAGUAUAAUGAACAUUUCCACCUAUACCGGAAUAGAGAGUAGUCUGGGUCACCUCCGGGAGCUAAAGAUCAAGACAAAAAAUGCACAGGACAUUGACUUCUCAUUAGAAAUAUUCAUAAUCACCCGUUAUGCAACACAGAUUAGACAAAUAAUCAUUGAUACCCAUUACAUAAUUGAUGAACUACUUUACCAGGCAAUAUCGAGUUUAGUGUCUAUCCAAAAAAAUCUCUGUUCCUUGAAGUUGGCUGAAAGAUGGGUGGAUGCAGCUACACCUUUGAUCUACAAGGCAAUUCAGACACAAUCCGAGUCACUGAAGACCUUGGAAUUGUCCGAGUUUCGAAAUUUACAGGCCUUGUUAAGUCUCCUAAGUAAUUGUCCAAAUUUAGAAACAUUAUUCUUAACCGAACAUUUUAGCAUACCGAAUGCUCAAGAAAUGUUUGAUUCCAUCAAUUACUUACCGCCCAUUCAUAUCAAGCACUUAAAAGCCUACAAUAUUUUGUUUCCCAAAAUUUCAGAUUUCACACUGAUGAUACAAACACUUAUCCAAUUAUCAAGUAAACAUUUAAACACCAUCAUGUUACAAUUCUCCGAUUCCAACAUCAUUAGCAAUAUAGGCCAAUAUUGUCCUCAGAUUAGAUUUUUAUCGUUGACCAUCACCUUUAAUGAAUUCUGCUCGCUCUAUUCCACUCUACCUUUCUUAACCUCACUUGAUUACUUACAUCUCGUGUUCGCGCAUAUCGAAGGCUCCAUCGGUUAUACCAAUGAUCCGGUUCUUCCGUCAGAUGAAUCCCUGGAAAAAUUGGCCAAAUCUUUUCCGUCGAGACUGAAGUAUUUGGCGGUUUAUUUCGGAAUUCCUCCGUAUAAGAGAACCAUCUUUGAUCUCCCGCAUUCGUUAAGUAAGAUUCUCUGUAACAUAAAGAAUCCCCUGGAGAAGUUGGACAUAUAUAAUGAGAUGGAUUCAAGGUUGAUGCGCGUAAUUGUGGAUUAUGCAACCGAGAUUGGAGGGUUGAAAAAAUUGGGAAUAGUUGAGGGUUGGACGAACGAGGAAUGGUUUGAACAGUCUAAGGGUGUAAUAGAGAUUAUUGUGAACGUCGAAGUUAAUGGUUCUCCAAUAAAAUUCAAUUCCACGUUACAAUGGUGUAUAACCGAAACGCUUCCCGGCAUUCUUUCUGAAAUCAAAAUUCCAUUCCCCCCGCCACUCCUCGAUCAAGACCUUUUACCAAAAAUCAAAAAAGGAAAAUUACCUCUUAGGACCACGAAUCCAUUUUUAUUGUACAGAACAGCGUUAAUUAAAACACUCUUUAAGAAAGGUUAUUACGAAUAUAACAUGAGGGAUAUUUCGAAAUUGGCAUCAAAAUUGUGGAAGCUUGAACCCGAGUAUGUUCAACGUGAAUAUCGGAGCUUGGCCCUCAAGGUCAAAAAAAUCCACAGAGAAUAUGAACUAGACUCGAUCCAAAGAGAUACUCGGAUGGAUAAAGUUGAUGUCAUUCGUGUCCAUCGGAGACCACGUGAUUGUGUCACUAAUACGACAUGUCCAGACGACACACACAAUCUAAGCGGUUUAGAUUAUUACAAUUAUCCUUCUGAAAUUCCAAGUUUUUAUAAUCCACCAUCUCUCGAGUUUCAUGGUGAGAUCCAUCACAUUUCAAACUCGCACAAUGUAUCACACGUUAAUAUGUUCAACGCUCCUUAUUAUUUAAAUCACGGAACUUUGAUUAUGUACCCGAUUCACAAUUUAGUGGAACCUAAUAUCGAACAAAAUCAAAAUAUUAAUUAUGACUCUAGUUACGAACAGCCAGUCGGUUAUACUGUUAACAAUCAGAUGGAACCCAACAUUGAGCAAAAUAUUGACAUGUUUAACAUCAUUCAUAACUUUUCCCCUGAUGUAACCAAAUAUUGA
Molecule: messenger RNA, 2400 nt
Organism: Acaulospora morrowiae
Lineage: Eukaryota; Fungi; Glomeromycota; Glomeromycetes; Diversisporales; Acaulosporaceae
Source: the annotation of a GenBank genome assembly